UUCUCAUCAAAAAAAGAGGAGAAGAAGUUCCAAGGGAGGGAAUUGAAAGCCAGACAUUGCGCUGCACGCUUUGUGUUGAAUUUUUUAUCCAAAAUUUUGAUCCCGAUCUUUGAAUGUCCUUUUUCGGAGUAAUAUACCUGUUUUAUUCUUUAUUGGUGAUACAUUUCUUUACCCUGCAAACCUUAGGUUUCUCGUCAAACCUAAGGAAACUGAUCCGGAAUGGUAAAUCGAGUGGUUUAACAGAAUUUUUUUUUUAUUAUUGUCCUCUUCUUGUUCAAGACUAUAUAAGGUUUUUCCCCGUUGAUUACCCAUGGCUAACGGACCAAUGUUGUUUCGUAAAAAGUCACCUGGAGUUGAGGGAAAGCAACUGCCAAAGACAAACAAGAAGCCCGACGUAUCAAAGAAUCCGAGGGAAGUUAAAGGCUUCAAGAUGCACAACUCUCACAGUGUGGCAGGCAAUUUCGUUACAAUGGCAGAGCUUAGGACAAAGGUCCUCACUUUCAGGGACUUAAUUGACUUACCUCCAUGUGUAGCCUCCGCUUCUGCAAACGAGCUGGUGAUAAACACAUUGAAAGAUCUGCACACUAUGUACCCUGAUAUCGUACCAAAAAAUUCAAUGUCAGAAAGUGAAGGAACACCUAUUCAUCAGGCACUGGUCUUGUUUUGCAAUGCGUUGAAAUCUGUUGGAGAAAUCUGGACGAGUAGAGAAGAAUGGAUGGACAAACCCAAAAAAAAAGCAUAUGAUAAUUUGGCAGCCAAUGAACUGGAAAAACAAGCAUUGGCGAUACUUGACGACAUGAUAAACAUGGCAAAAGAGAGGUUGUUCGAUCUGAUGGAAGAAGAUGAACCGCCCAAAGAUUACAGUCCCAAAUCAAAUGCAUUUGGGAGGGCUUUGUCAGAGUACUCGGACGAUAAAACUCCCUCCGGUUCACCUGUCACUCCGACGUCAGUCCUUGCGAACAACAUCAUGACUCAGUCCGGAGCACCUUAUUCCUCACCUCUUCUCUUGCCUCUGAGAAUCCAAGCUGUUGGGAAGUUGAACCCCAUUGACGUUAAGCGCCUCUCUUUCCAUAUGUUCCCUUAUGUAGCAGCCACAGAACAGAUGAAUACGGAAGUUGAGGAACUGAAGCAGGGGAAGGAAGAAAAGAUUGAGAAUGAUGAAUGCGAAAUGAUGGAGGACAUAAUGCUGAUGUCUAACCUGGACAAGCUGACUAGUGACAAAGGAAGAAAAUGGAUUGAUGCCCCAAGUUUGACACCAGCAUCAGGUCAUGAGACCUUGGCAAGAGGUGCCAUGGAUGUGGUAAUACCACCUCCAUCACUCCCUAAGUUGAGACCUAAUGAAGCGCCAGAGGUGAUGUGUCGACCACCAUCACCACCCGUGCUCCCAAAGACAGAAGAAUCAGCAUUACCGCCGCUCAUGUCACCCGAUGUUGUACUGUCACCUCCUUGUCCACCACCACUGACUAUGCCUCCUCCACCACCACCACCUCCAUCCAUACCAUCACCGAACGUAACAACAUUUCCUCUUCCGUCGCCACCACCCCCACCACCGUCACCACCCAAACUGGCACCAAAUAUAACACCAGGACCUCCACCACCACCCCCCAUGCCAACAGGGAAUGGCGCCACACCUCCACCGCCUCCACCACCACCUGGGAUGCCAUCAAAUGGAUCAGUGCCACCGCCACCGCCACCACCUGGGACAUCGUCAAAUGGGCCUGUGCCGCCACCACCCAUGCCACCGGGAAAGGGAGCUGCUCCCCCGCCACCUCCUGGUUUGGGUGGUGCAAGAUCCCUACGUCCCAAGAAAGCAGCAACUAAAUUGAAGAGAUCAUCCCAGAUGGGUAAUCUCUAUCGAGUUCUAAAAGGUAAGGUAGAAGGGUCUAGUCUACAUGGUAAAUCAUCACAUGGCAAAAAGAGUAAAGCUGGGGCACCAGCUGGAGGACAACAGGGAAUGGCUGAUGCACUAGCAGAGAUGACCAAAAGAUCAGCAUACUACCAACAAAUUGAGGAGGAUGUUAAAAACCAUGCAAAGACAAUAAUGGAGGUUAAAGUUGCUAUUAGUACUUUCCAAACUACAGACAUGGCUGAGCUCCUCAAGUUCCAUAAAUACGUGGAAUCUCAUCUAGAGAAACUAACAGAUGAAUCUCAGGUGCUAGCAAGGUUUGAAGAAUUUCCUGGAAAAAAGUUGGAGGCAUUGAGGAUGGCAGCAGCACUCUACUCCAAGUUAGAUGCAAUGGUCAAUACUCUGACAAAUUGGAAGAUAGAGGCUCCUCUAAGUCAGCUCCUUGACAAGUCUGAGAGUUACGUCAAUAAGAUCAAAGGAGAUUUGGAAGCACUGGAACGAACUAAAGAUGAAGAAUCCAAGAAGUUCCAAAGUCACAAGAUUAAUUUCGAUUUCGGAAUUCUCACAAGGAUCAAAGAAUUGAUAGUCGAUGUUUCCUCCGGUUGUAUGGAGUUGGCACUUAAGGAGAAGAGAGAAGCUAAGGCGAAGGAAAACCAAGAAAGUGGAUCUAAAGCUGAAGCAAAGAAGAAAGGAUCUGCAAAAAUGCUUUGGAGGGCUUUCCAGUUUGCAUACCGGGUCUAUACAUUCGCAGGAGGACACGAUGAUCGCGCCGACAUGUUGACAAGAGAACUGGCUCAGGAAAUCGAGACCGACCCUCAUCACUAGUACAAUAAAUAUAGAUUACUAAAAGAUUUAACAAAUACAAAAAUGACAUGCUCUUGAUAUAUUUGCGUGUUGAGGCUUUUGAUCACGUUGAAGCAUGUCCAGGCAAGUGCCUCGGAGAUGCUUCUUCUGAGACAGGAUUUCCAAAUACUAGGAUAUUUCUCAAUAACUACCCUCUAUAUGUUGCAAUGAAUGUCCUCUUAUUUAUCCUCUUAUCUACAUUUUGUUUCAUUUC
Molecule: messenger RNA, 2903 nt
Organism: Rhododendron vialii
Lineage: Eukaryota; Viridiplantae; Streptophyta; Magnoliopsida; Ericales; Ericaceae
Exons: 9
Coding region: 311-2671 (786 amino acids)
Biological process (GO): chloroplast organization
Cellular component (GO): chloroplast outer membrane
Source: RefSeq, a predicted model, not a curated record